AUGUUUGGGAAGGGCUUCCCUCUUCUGAAUUCCGCCGGAGGCUUCUAUCCUCGGGAGACACUUGACCCCCGAAGACCCGCCGGGUAUACCAGCAAAGUCCGAGUUCGAGACCGGUAUCAUAUUGUGGGGUUCAUCAGCAGCGGAACCUACGGCCGAGUAUACAAAGCGAUUGGCAAAAAUGGCCACAAAGGCGAGUUCGCGAUCAAGAAGUUCAAGCCCGACAAGGAAGGCGAGUCAAUCCAGUAUACGGGUUUGUCGCAGUCGGCUAUUCGAGAGAUGGCUCUUUGCACCGAGCUGUCGCAUGCGAAUGUCGUCCAGCUGGAGGAGAUCAUCUUAGAGGAUAAAUGCAUCUUCAUGGUGUUCGAGUAUACGGAACAUGACCUGCUUCAGAUUAUCCAUCACCACACACAGCCACAAAGGCACGCUAUACCCGCCAAAAUGGUCCGGUCCAUUUUAUUUCAAUUACUCAAUGGGUUAUUAUACUUACACACGAACUGGGUCUUGCACCGUGAUCUCAAACCAGCCAACAUCCUCGUCACCUCAAGUGGUGCCAUCCGUAUCGGUGAUUUGGGCCUGGCUCGUCUAUUCUACAAACCACUCAACUCACUGUUCACUGGAGAUAAAGUGGUUGUCACCAUCUGGUACCGAGCUCCAGAGCUUCUGUUGGGAAGCCGGCACUAUACCCCAGCUGUCGAUAUGUGGGCGGUAGGGUGCAUCUUUGCAGAGCUUCUCUCUCUCCGGCCCAUAUUUAAAGGGGAGGAAGCUAAGAUGGAUAGCAAAAAGACAGUCCCAUUCCAGCGCAACCAAAUGAUGAAGAUCGUCGAGAUUCUCGGACUUCCCCGCAAGGAGACCUGGCCAGGCCUCGUCUCCAUGCCGGAAUACACACAACUGCAGACUUUGGUCCUCCAUAGACAGCCUGCCCACUUCCACCGAGGCCCAAACCUUGAAGGGUGGUACCAGAGCUGUUUGAAGAAUGGUGGCUACUCUGCCACUUCGAGUGCUGGUACGCCCGGCGCUGACGGGUUUGAUCUACUAUCGCGUAUGCUGGAGUAUGAUCCGACAAAGCGGAUAACCGCCCAGGAAGCCCUGGAGCAUCCGUACUUUACAAACGGAGGUCCCAUUAGCGGGAACUGCUUCGAAGGCAUCGAGGGCAAGUACCCGCAUCGCCGAGUCACUCAGGAUGACAAUGAUAUGCGCACGGGCAGCUUGCCCGGCACUAAGCGCAGUGGUCUCCCAGACGACUCGUUGAUGAGGGCAUCGAAGCGACUCAAGGAAUGA
Messenger RNA from Penicillium cinerascens, 1278 nucleotides. RefSeq names its product cyclin-dependent serine/threonine protein kinase SSN3 (gene ssn3). Gene Ontology annotation, cellular component: mediator complex; nucleus. Bases 1 to 1278 code for a protein of 425 amino acids. Lineage: Eukaryota; Fungi; Ascomycota; Eurotiomycetes; Eurotiales; Aspergillaceae. The transcript is spliced from 3 exons. Gene Ontology annotation, biological process: protein phosphorylation. Gene Ontology annotation, molecular function: ATP binding; RNA polymerase II CTD heptapeptide repeat kinase activity; cyclin-dependent protein serine/threonine kinase activity. The record is from RefSeq and is a predicted model, not a curated record.